AUGAAGCUCCUCUCCAUCAUCCUUGCGGCUGCGCCUCUCGCCAACGAUGACGCCUGCCCCGACGACGUACACUCCGGCGCCGACGGCCGGCCCCACGGUCGCCCCGACGAAGGCCCCAACGUCGGCCCCCACGGCGGCCCCCAACCGGGCAACGGCUCGCCGAUUCUGAUCAACUUGGCCGUGCCCGACCACGUCGGCGUCGACUGCCCCGGUAUCAAGUCGCGCCACCCCGCUGGCACGCUCUUCUGUGGCUCGCCCAAGCCGCCGGGGGCCAACAUCUACGAGCCGUCGUGCGACCAGUCGAUGACGAUCACGUACAAGGGCAAGAGCGUCACGUGCGUGAUUUCGUUCCAGGCCACCGGUGUCGGCCUGACCACGGGCGCGUAUGUCGAGAUUGUCCCCGAGGCGUACAAGGUCUUGACCGGCGAGACGUACGGCGGCCAGCUCCACGGCGGUACCUGCACCGGUGUCUGCAACGUCGCCCGCUCGUAA
Molecule: messenger RNA, 492 nt
Organism: Saprolegnia parasitica CBS 223.65
Lineage: Eukaryota; Oomycota; Saprolegniomycetes; Saprolegniales; Saprolegniaceae
Exons: 2
Coding region: 1-492 (163 amino acids)
Source: RefSeq, a predicted model, not a curated record